Molecule: messenger RNA, 2840 nt
Organism: Cryphonectria parasitica EP155
Lineage: Eukaryota; Fungi; Ascomycota; Sordariomycetes; Diaporthales; Cryphonectriaceae
Exons: 3
Coding region: 93-2840 (915 amino acids)
Biological process (GO): microtubule nucleation; meiotic cell cycle; cytoplasmic microtubule organization
Cellular component (GO): spindle pole; gamma-tubulin small complex; mitotic spindle pole body
Molecular function (GO): microtubule minus-end binding; gamma-tubulin binding
Source: RefSeq, a predicted model, not a curated record
CAAUCUGCCCGCCGCAGCACCACAUCUACCGUACCGCACUACUUGCCAUGGUGACGAGUGCAUGGUCGCGACUGCAGAUGUGAUUCGUCGCCAUGUCCGCCCCAACCAGAUAUGGCGACAACAGGAGAAGCAAUGGCUCAGCGGCAGACAAGACAUCCUCGCGGGCGCCCCGCAUGAGCGCCCAGGAGACUGCCUCUAGGACACAAAAACCCGGGAGCAACUCGCCAGCAUCAGGACCAGAGAGGCCAGCGCAUAAAAGGACACUGUCAGGCAACCCGCGAACGAACAGUAUGAGGUCAUUCGAGGAGCGGGAGAAGCGCAUCGACAAACACACGGCGACGACGCGCGAGGCGAUGGUCUCGAAAGUGAAGAGCCCUGACCGAAGACACAUGCCAUCCAUGGCCAAGGCCCAGGCGAGGAUGCCGGAUGGCAGGAGGAAUGCCGAGACAAGACCUAAGGAAGUGAGGCAGGAGGUGGCCCCGCAAGCUCCUUGGGAACCGGAAGCGACCCUUGUACCGCACACCUCUGCGCCGCUGGCUUCUCGAAUAUCGAUACCGCCGCUGGCUUCACAAGCGCCCUCGUCAGUACAGCCCAGACCGCUGUCCGAAUUGUCGCUCGAAGCGCAAGAGGCCGUUAUACUAGAAGAUCUUUUAUAUGUCUUCAUGGGCUAUGAGGGUCAGUACGUGCGCUUCGGCAAGGGAUACGAUCCGAACGAGGAACGAGAUCGGCUAGGCGGUCCACCAUACCGCAUCCUGCCAGGCCUUGAUCCGAGCUUACAGGACCUCACGAUGUCCAUGCUGAAGAUGGCUACGUACUACACGGCGCUGGAAACCUUUGUCGAUGUCCAGAGCCGCGACGAAUUUGGGUCCGUCAACCAUGCGCUGUGCGCCUCAAUACGAAAGUUCCUACAGGACUACCUGGUGUUGAUCGCCCAGUUAGAGACCCAAUUCCUCACAAACGACGCUUUCACCUUACACGUUCUCAAUAUCCACAUCCUACCUACGAGUCAUAUGAUGUUCCAGCUCUACUCGCUGGCACAUGAGCUGCUGAAACGCAAUGCUCUCCUGGACGAUGAGACCGACGAAUCUAGUGACAGCGCGGACGACUUCGAUCAGAUUCUAGAGCAGUUGAGGGAUGGUGGAGAACUCGUCCCGGGUAAUAUGACCGGCAAGAAGAUCUGUAAAGGAGGAGUGGUGCUCGGCCUCAUCACUAAACGAUUAGAAAACAUGUCUGGAGACCCAGCCGCGAGAGAGCUGCUCACAACGCUCCUCAGAGACUCGAGCAGGCCGUACAUGGUCAUGCUAAACGAAUGGCUACAUCAUGGCAGCAUCAAUGAUCCGCAUGGCGAGUUCUUGAUCAAGGAGCAGAAAAGCUUGCGGCGGGAGAGGCUACAACAAGACUAUACGGAUGAGUACUGGGAGAGGCGGUAUACCAUCCGCGACAAGGAGGUUCCGCCGCAGCUAGAGGGGGUCAAGGAAAAAUGCCUCCUCGCCGGGAAGUACCUGAAUGUUGUGCGGGAGUGUGGUGGCGUGGAUGUCAGCAAAGAUGUUAAAGACAAGCCGAAAUCCUUUGACGACAACAGGUUCCAGGAAAAUGUCAACAAUGCCUACUCUCACGCGAACGAGUCCUUGAUGCAGCUGCUGCUCACGACACAUGCACUGCCCGACCGCCUGCGGUCUCUAAAACAUUACUUCUUCCUCGACCCGUCCGACUAUUUCAACUACUUCCUCGAGCUUGGGGCCUCCGAGCUGCGAAAGCCCGUUCAGGUUGUCAAUACCGUCAAGCUGCAGUCGCUGCUUGACUUGGUACUGAGACAACCAGGCAGUAUUGUCGCUAUGGAUCCCUUCAAGGAGGAUGUGAAGGUUCAGAUGAACGAGAUCACCCUCAUCAAGUCUCUCCAACGCGUUGUUAAUAUCACCGGAAUUGAGGAGGGCGGGUCGCUGCAGCCUCUGAAGGACCAACCGAUCGAGAGCGACAAGAGAGCCAACGGCUUUACCUCGUUACAGCUGGACUAUGCGCUACCGUUUCCAGUGUCGCUUGUCAUCAGUCGGAAGACAAUCUGGAGAUACCAGGCCUUGUUCCGGUACCUCUUGUCUCUGCGCCACCUCGAGGCGCAACUGACCAUCGCAUGGCAGGUACAGACCCGAGGUUUUGUGUGGUACCGGAAGAGCUCCAACAAGGAGCUCGAGCUGUGGAAGAGGCGCAUUUGGACGCUCAGGGCUCGCAUGCUUGUCUUUGUCCAACAGCUCCUGUAUUUCUGCACGGCAGAGGUUAUAGAGCCGAAUUGGCAGUCGCUCAUGUCCCGGCUCAAGACGAAGGAUAAUGGGACGUCCAAGGGUCUUCUCGAUCGGACGGUCGAUGAGUUGAUGCAGGACCAUGUGGACUUCCUGGAUACCUGCCUGAAGGAGUGCAUGUUGACGAACAGCAAGCUUCUCAGGGUCCACUCCAAGCUCAUGAACAACUGCAAUACAUUCACAACAAGUAUUGACUGGAUAACGAGGAACCUAGAGAGGGCGGAUCCAGACCUGCAGGGUCCGACCAAGCCGAGGAACGUUACAGACGAGCAGUGGAAGCAGAUACAGGCGAAUCGGGAGAAAUGGCAGUCGGCGCAUGGCGAGUCGUCCAAGACACCCGAAGCGCAGUUUACUAUGAUCAUGGACACGCUGAAGGCGUGGGAGUACAACUUUGGCCGGCAUCUCAAGAUCCUCCUCGAUGCCUUGAAUCACUACGCGGCGACGGAAACAGUCGUCCUUCUCAGCCUCUGUGCGAGACUGAGUGCCGCGAGCCAGGGAACGGAGCACAACACACUAAGAAAUGACGAUGACCCCACAAUUGGUUGA